Gossypium raimondii (Peruvian cotton) is the source of this 1340-nucleotide messenger RNA. Its product is annotated as homeobox-leucine zipper protein HAT3. Gene Ontology annotation, molecular function: DNA-binding transcription factor activity, RNA polymerase II-specific; sequence-specific DNA binding. The transcript is spliced from 4 exons. The coding region runs from base 129 to 1004 and encodes 291 amino acids. Lineage: Eukaryota; Viridiplantae; Streptophyta; Magnoliopsida; Malvales; Malvaceae. The record is from RefSeq and is a predicted model, not a curated record. Gene Ontology annotation, biological process: regulation of DNA-templated transcription. Gene Ontology annotation, cellular component: nucleus.
CAGUUUUGCUGAACCAAAAGCAAGUCUCUUGGUUGCUAGAUCUCAAGCUAUUUUCUUUCUUUCUUCUUCUUUUUUUUCUCGAAAUCCAAACAGAAAAAAGUUGAGAACUUUGGUUGUAAGAAGAAGAAAUGGGUGAUAAAGAUGAUGGUUUGGGGUUGAGUUUGAGCUUGGGUUGUGGUCAGAAUCAGCCUUCUUCUAAAUUAAAUUUCAUGUUUUUAGCUUCAAACCCCUUGCAAAAUCUUCAGCAGAACAAAACUUGGAACCGACUGUGUCUGUCUUCUGAUGGACACAUGGAUACAGGAUCAUUUCUUCGAGGAAUCGAUGUGAACCGAGCACCGGCAGCAACGGUCGAUUGCGAGGAAGAAGGUGGGGGGGUGUCGUCGCCCAACAGCACUAUUUCCACCAUAAGUGGGAAGAAAAACGAGAGAGAUCAUGUCGCUGAUGAAACCGAGGCCGAGAGAGAUUCUUGCUCUCGUGCCAGCGAUGACGAAGAUGGCGGUGGCAAUGCUGGUGGCGGGGAUGCCUCGAGGAAGAAGCUUAGGCUUUCAAAGGAACAAUCCAUGGUGCUGGAAGAAACUUUCAAGGAGCAUAGUACUCUGAAUCCGAAACAAAAGUUGGCAUUGGCUAAGCAAUUGAAUCUCAAGCCCAGGCAAGUGGAGGUUUGGUUUCAAAACAGAAGGGCAAGGACAAAGUUGAAGCAGACGGAAGUCGACUGCGAGUAUCUAAAAAGGUGUUGCGAGAAUCUAACGGAGGAGAACCGGAGGUUGCAUAAGGAAGUACAAGAACUUAGAGCACUGAAACUAUCCCCACAGCUUUACAUGCACAUGAAACCUCCUACGACACUCACCAUGUGCCCGUCUUGUGAACGUGUGGCUGCCCCUGGUUCUUCUGCUGUGAAGCGUUGCCAAACGAGCCCUGACCGUCAACAGCCAGUGCCUGUUAACCCUUGGGCUGCAAUGCCGAUUACUCAUCAACCUUUCAAUGCCCCUGCAUCUAGAUCAUAAUAUCUCAAAUGGCAGAAUAUUUUUGGGGAGGAUACAAACAAAUGAGUGACUGGUUAGGAAACUAAUUUUUCUUAAAAGCCUUUGUACCCUUUUUGGACAAGACAGGUAUUAAGGUAGGGCCCGUGACAGAAUUUUCUAUCUAUAUAAUAGGAAGCUGGGAGUUUAGAUAAUAUAUAUAUUUAUUUAUAUAAAAUAUAACAGAAGAAUCUGAAUCCCUUUCGUUUAUAUUAUUGUGAUCUGUUGGGGGCAAAUUGAGAAAGUAGAAAGGGGCAUUCAUAUAUCUAAAGAUUCUAAUGAAGGAAUAACAACUAUAUGGGAAAGAUAGGCUUCGUUUCA